Molecule: messenger RNA, 2198 nt
Organism: Austrofundulus limnaeus
Lineage: Eukaryota; Metazoa; Chordata; Actinopteri; Cyprinodontiformes; Rivulidae
Gene: crtap
Product: cartilage associated protein
Exons: 7
Coding region: 638-1831 (397 amino acids)
Biological process (GO): peptidyl-proline hydroxylation to 3-hydroxy-L-proline; collagen fibril organization
Cellular component (GO): endoplasmic reticulum
Molecular function (GO): protein binding; collagen binding
Source: RefSeq, a predicted model, not a curated record
CGUAUUGCGCAUGCGCAGUGCAGCUUCCAAGAUCAUGUCAACGUGGAAAUUGUUGGGGUCUCCCCACUCUUUCUCACACAUCCUCCAACUUUCAGGCACAUUGUAACAAAAACAUCUUGCUGCCACCCUUAAUGAGAACACAUCAGGACUUGUUAAGUGGUUUUUAUAGGAUAUUUCUCAAUAAUUGGAAAUAUUUGGGCCUUUUGGAGGAGGAAGAGGAGGAGGAGGAGGAGGAGGGGGUGCAGAUCUGGCAGGAAUGUUGCUACGUGGCAGUGUGAGGGGAGGGACGCUCCUGGGGUUUAAUUAGCAGGUUUAAGCCUUUAGUACGGAAUCAAGCUCCUUGAAUUCGUGCAAUUAGAUUUAUCCAACUGUCCGUGAAGGCGUCACAAUUUAUCCCCUCAGGUGUCGUUCAAAGAGAUGAAAAAUAAUUUAAAGUUGUAGAGUUUGUACACGCACAGAGCAGCAGUGAUUUAUUUGUAGGGCUUUUAGAGAGAGGAGGAGCAGCUCCACGCAGGCCUAGUCCAGAGCAGCGCUCCCCGGGGGAGGAGCGGCUCUUGUCCGGAUACGUGGUGGAAGUUGAGGCGGUCCUCCUCCCUCUGCUGAGAAACAUCCCAGCCUGGCCAAACUUCCAGAAAACAUGGCUCCCCUCACUUCUUCUCRCCUCCUGCCCUCCUCCUUCCUGCUGGUGGUCCUCCUGUCGGCGGUGGAGUCGCAGUACGAGAAGUACAGCUUCAGGAGUUUCCCCCGGCACGAGCUGAUGCCCCUGGAGUCCGCCUACAAGCACGCGCUGGACCAGUACACCGGGGAGAAGUGGCAGGAGACGGUGGAGUACAUGGAGGUGGCMCUGCGGCUCUACCGGCUGCUGCGGGACAGCGAGGCCUUCUGCAACCUGAACUGCAGCUCCGUCCGGCUGGAGGACGAGCAGAGGUUCGCCGAGUUCCCGGAGCUGCGGGCCUUCGGGAACGUGAUGAAGAGGGCCCAGUGUCUGAAGCGCUGCAAGCAGGGGCUGCCCGCCUUCAGGCAGAGCCUCCCCAGCAGGGACACCAUGGACGAGUUCGACCGCAGGGAGCCCUACAGGUACCUGCAGUACGCCUACUUCAAGUCCAACAACCUGGCCAAGGCGGUGUCUGCAGCUCACACCUUCCUGCUGAAACACCCGGAUGAUGAGAUGAUGCAGAAGAACAUGGCUUAUUAUAAGAGUCUGCCUGGAGCAGAKGAGCACCUCAAAGACCUGGAGACCAAAUCCUAUGAGACUUUGUUCGUGCGYGCAGUUAGGGCGUACAACGGCGACAACUUCCGUACCUCGGUGUCCGACAUGGAGCUGGCUCUGAGGGACUACCUGAAGGUCUACGACGAGUGCCUGGCUGCGUCUGAGGGUCCGAGGAGCGUCAGCGACUUUAAAGACUUCUACCCCUCCAUAGCUGAUCACUACAUCGAAGUCCUGGACAGAAAGGUGAGCUGUGAAGGUGACCUGACGCCUGUCGUCGGGGGGUUUGUUGUAGAGAAGUUUGUGGCCACCAUGUACCACUACCUGCAGUUCGCCUAUUACAAACUGAACGAUCUGAARAACGCAGUGCCGUGUGCAGCAAGCUACAUGCUGUUCGACCCCAGUGAUGAAGUCAUGAAGAACAACGUCGCCUAUUAUAAAUAUCACAAAAAGCAAUGGGGCUUGACAGACGAGGACUUCCUGCCCAGAUCAGAGGCAGUGCGGUACUACAAUCAGACCACUAUGCAGUUACAGAUGUUGGAGUUCUCCAAGCAGCGCCUUGUGAGCGAUGAUGAGGGGGAGGUGGUGGAGUUUAUAGAUGAGUUCCUGGAUGAGGACAGCUAAGAAAACACUGAAACACAGUGUACAAAAACACUCCAAAACAUUUUAUUUAUUAGGAUUUUAACAGACUUUAAAGGAUGAUAUCAUUUUUUACCUGCAGCUCUUUAAUUAUGAAUUGUUUUUAAUUUCAUUUUGUACCAAAGAUCUAGUUUAGUGGUUUGAACUGCCAGCAGCACAGCCCAGAGGUUUGAAACAACAACAACAACAGUAGUAAUAAUAAUAAUAAUAAUAAUAAUAAUAAUAAUAAUAAUAAUAAUAAUAAUAAUGAGGACAGAUGUUUGUUUACUCACUGGUUUGUGAAUGCAUUCUCCCACUGUGAAUCAUUGUGAAUGCCACAUUUUUACAAUAAACAGUUUGUUUUUAAAAGUUU